This is a messenger RNA of Paraglomus brasilianum, 2727 nucleotides long. The record is from the annotation of a GenBank genome assembly. NCBI's taxonomy places the organism in Eukaryota, Fungi, Glomeromycota, Glomeromycetes, Paraglomerales, Paraglomeraceae.
AUGUCUAAUGAACGAGAGAAACGAGCAAGACUUAGCCAUGCCUGCGAUCGUUGCAGAAAAAGACACGUCAAGUGUGACGGAGACUAUCCUGUUUGUGGAAAUUGCAAGUCAGCUAGCGGAGAAUGCAGCUACAGCCAUCCUGGAAGCAAGAGGGGUUAUGCAGAGACUAUAGACGAUAGACUGAGCAAGAUUGAAAAGGUACUUACACGAUUUUUAGAAGGCACAGACGGUCAAGAGAACCCCCAGCCUGAAACAAAUACUAACUUGAUGAAAGACACGCCGGCAGCGACUACUUACCACAUGGUUGUUGAACCAGACAGCAAUCAGAACUUGAAGUCUAUCCUAGAACAGAUAGGACCAAAAGUCUUGCCGCCAAAAGACUUGGCAGAUACUUUAAUUCAGUCAUUUUUAGAUAACGGCUAUUCUUUUCUUAUGCCCAUAAUACAUAAACCGACGUUUCUCAAACAGCUCAAGGACAAGAACAAUCAACCUUCUUUACUAUUGCUAAAUGCUAUAUUCGCUUUGGGCAGUCUUUUAUGUGACGAUCCACGCACGCGGUAUGAGAACAACCCUAAUACAGCGGGUGAAAUAUUCUAUCUUCGAGCGCUAGAGUUGUUUGAUGAUUUUCUAGAUGCACCCCGAUUAUCGACAAUUCAGGCUAUUCUUAUUCUUUCAAAUUAUAUUAUAAAAUCGGAUCGUAAUUCAACUCGUUUAUGGAUGUAUAUUGGAAUGGCAAUGACUAUGUCAACCGACCUUGGGCUAUAUAAAGAUUCUCAUGAUUUACCCAUAAAUAGAGUGGAGAAAGCGAUGCGCAACCGAUUAUUCUGGGCAACGUUCUGCGUUGAAGUUAUCUCAUACGCAUGCUUCAGAAAACCUCUCCCUAUACGCGAUUUUGUUGAUACUCGACUACCAUACGAAAUAGAGGAAGACGGGGAUGAUGCAGACGAGAUAGUCAGAUUCAUGUACCUUGCCAAACUAAUGAGAAUAUUUGCCAACGUAUUGCAAUCACGUCCGUACCUCUCUCAAACACUUAAUAUACGCAAUACUCUUCCGGCACUGGAUGCUACAUUAAAUUCGUGGCUUUUAGGAUUGCCUGAAAAACUACAAUGCAGCGUACCCGCGGUGGGAGACCCUGAUCCGAAGAUCAUUAGCCCAUAUGUUGCUUCUCUUCAUCAAAUGUACCACACCGCUCUCAUACACGCACACCGGCCAUACAUUGGAUCAGACAAAUACCCAAACAUCCUAUCGAAAGAAAUAUGUCAUAAAUCGGCUAUAAUAAUCACUAAAUUAGGCAGCUGCUUGCCCGCUACAGAGAGAGGUACUUAUUUGAGAUAUAAUCAUAGUGCAUGGAGUAUGAUGACGGCAUCAAUGGUCCAUAUGGCAAAUAUGGCUGAUCCAGAAUUGUCUCUCCAUGGAGAUACAUAUACACAAUUGACAUUACAUCAACUAAAGGCAAUGGGUGAGAACACACGUCUAAUUGGUGGGAACUGUGGCUUGGAUGGGACAAUAAAGGUACUAGAACAAUUAUAUGAGGAUGCCCAGAAAUCUCUAGGAAGACAGGAGACGGCGAGUGAAGCGGACGAGAGCAGGAGCACGAUUAGUACAAACAGUUCGAACAACUCGAGUAGCAAUGACAGUAAUCGUAGUUAUAAUUCUAGUGGUAGAUAUGAAGAUGUGAAAACAAUACCAACGCCUCCUCCAUCAACCAUGCCAGACUCUGGAGACACUGAUAUGUCGUUGCCACCGGAUGCUCUCAAGACUGAAAACAUGAUAGAUGCUAAUGAGAAUAUAUUGAGCUCAGAUUCAACUUCUCCCAUAAUAAUGAUUACGAAAACCGACACCACAUCUAUCGCAGCAGAUGCAAAUACGUCACAAGUACAUCCUCAAGGACAGAAAAGAGAACAGGCACAACCUCAACCAAGAAGACAACAAAAUUAUGCUCAUGCUCACUAUUUAUCAAUAGGCCCUACUGAUUUAAAGACUAACCCGACUCCGGAACCGUCUCCUCAUUUCCCACAACAUCACCAAUACCGUGAAUACUCUCAGUCGCAAGUAUCCAAUGCUGACAUUUCCGGUCACCUUGCGAAUCUUCCAGUGAGUCCGCUGGCACUCAAUGGCAUGGCGCCGAUGUCUGAAGCACCAAUUGUUCCGUCUUCGCAGGACUUUAUCACUAAUAACAAUGGAAUGGAAUAUUCUACUCAGAGAAACGAUCCGUAUUGGGAAGUAAAUUGGAACAUGGAAGAUAAUCAUUCCCAGGCGUCCAAUACAGUUCAGCAUGAAAUAAAUUAUUCAUACAAUGGUUAUAAUCCGACAUCUCCGCCUAUAACUUCGCCUCCAGGAGCUACCAGUACAUUGGCGGCAAUGGCGACGGUGGCUAAUCAUUCUCAAAUUCAUCCUGACCAGGCCUUCUUGAUCUCUGACUCUGCCGGAGGACCAAUGCUGUUGAGCAAUUCUAUCGUGAUGAGUAUAGAUGGACACGCACAUAUAAUGGGAAAUUCACCAGAAAAUGCAAAUAGAAGGAUAAAUAAUCAGAGUGGCGAAAGAAAUCCGAAUGGGAGAGGAUUCGGAACUGGGCAUAAUGGAGGGAUAGAUAGUUUUUCGAAUCCAAUGCCGAAUGGACAAAUACAGCACAUACAGUCGAAUGGACAAAUACAGCAUGUACAAUAUCAUAGUAUUGUUACACAAAGUGAAAUCGAGACAAGUGACCAGGGAUGGAAUUACAAAUAA